Lasiosphaeria miniovina is the source of this 819-nucleotide messenger RNA. RefSeq lists its product as uncharacterized. The record is from RefSeq and is a predicted model, not a curated record. The transcript is spliced from 2 exons. Bases 1 to 819 code for a protein of 272 amino acids. Lineage: Eukaryota; Fungi; Ascomycota; Sordariomycetes; Sordariales; Lasiosphaeriaceae.
AUGUCUACCAAGCGAGCCCGUGACGACCAAGCCGGCGCUGGCGCCGCUCAUGAUGAUGGGCCGAGAGACACCAAAAAACCCCGACACGGCUUCCGAGUUGGCCCCGCAAACCUGCCAGACGGGCCAUGGCGACGCAAAGUAACCAAAAUCAAGCAGGACCUCAUCGCCAAGGUUAAGGUGAAGAAGCAGUACGCCAAAGUCAAGGCAGAGUUCCAGCAGAAGCAGGAAGAGAGCCAGCAGAAACAGCACGGAGCCGAGGCCGACCAAGAAGCGCCAGAAAAUGACGAUAGCAACCAGCCGCCCGCGCCAAUGCACCCCGAGCGGCUGGCCAUGCUUGACGACACGGAACCCCAGCCGGACGCAGCCGCGGACGGCGAAACCAACAAGAAAAUGACAAAGAGGAAAGGGCGAGGGGAAAAGCUGACAGGCGCAAACGCCGACAAGCCCGAUGCCGACAUGUCCAGGGCUGACAACCCCCGGAUCCAGGCCGUUGUCGAUGUUGAUCCCAAAUCGGACGAGAAGGCGGCGGCCGUAGACUACCAAGGCUGGGAAGAGAAGCGCCAGAGCCACCGCCAGCGCCGGCCGGGGUAUUUCGACAAGGAGCUUGAGGUGGCGGAGCACAAGAAGCGCGAGGCCGAGGAGCGGGCCGCCGAGAUUGCGCGGCGCGAGGCGGAGAAGCAGCGGCGGAUCGCGGACCGGGAACGGUUCCGCAAGGCUAUGGCCAAGGCGAAGGAGCCCGGCCGCGACGGGAAGCGGAAAGUCGGCCGCGAGAGCCGCAUACUGCUUGAGCGAGUCCAGAGGAUUGUGGGUGCCCCUUGA